GAGUAAGUCUCCUUCCUGACUUUCUUACGUUUCUUCUUCUCCCCGUCGGCGGGCGCUGACACCUUGGAUGUCUUCUUGCCAGCCUUCUUCUCAGUGGAUUUCGAUGGGGCUUUGGAAGCGGUGGCAGCAGGAGCCUUUCCAGCGGUGGAGGCUGGAGCUUUGCCAGCGGUGGAUGCAGGUUUGGGAGCCAUCGGUGUCUGACGGUGGAGACUGUAGAAGUUGGGGACUAGAAACAGAAUCUGUGUGUUGAAUAACGUUUAUAACAGACACGUCGAUUUGCGGUUCUUUGGUUCCUCUCAACAAACGCUCCAUCAGCAAGUGCCAUCAGUCACACUGUGACUUGACGCGUCAAUAUAAACUUGACCAUCUUUGGCCAGGCCUGGUUUUCUCUUGCCUGCCACCAUCUCACUUCUCACUCUACUUCAUCCCACCUAAUCAGUCCCCUAUCGAUAUCGACAUGUCUGGCAAAGUUAGUGGCAAAUCCAAGUCUGGCAAGGCUGCCGGUGCCAGCAGCGACUCGAAAGCUCAGUCGCGCUCCUCCAAAGCCGGUCUUCAGUUUCCGGUCGGUCGUAUCCAUCGUUUACUGAAGAAGGGGAACUAUGCUCAGCGUGUCGGUGCUGGCGCUCCUGUUUACCUGGCCGCUGUCCUCGAAUAUCUUGCGGCUGAAAUCCUGGAACUGGCUGGCAAUGCCGCUCGUGAUAACAAGAAGCAUCGUAUUGUGCCGCGUCACCUUCAGCUUGCUAUUCGCAAUGACGAGGAGCUGGGCAAACUCUUGGGCUCUGUAGUCAUCUCGCAAGGAGGGGUGGUACCCCAUAUCGAUCCUUCUCUGCUGCCGACAGCGACAAAGAAAGGCAAAGGCGCUGCAUCGCAGGAGAUGUAGACCUAACUUCGAAGUUCCGUUUCUCCGUAUCAGCAUCUCUGUACACAUUUUUGGUGCUUGCAUCCUAUGCCACAUGCCGAUUCCCACCUUGAUAAUCAGAUUGUAAUGACUUGCUGCUGCAGAAUAAGUGUCGAAUGCAAUGAAUACAGUGGUAGAGGCGGCUGAGUUGAGUUGAG
This is a messenger RNA of Mycena citricolor, 1056 nucleotides long. The record is from the annotation of a GenBank genome assembly. NCBI's taxonomy places the organism in Eukaryota, Fungi, Basidiomycota, Agaricomycetes, Agaricales, Mycenaceae.